CGCAAGACUCUUAGCAUUGGCAGGCUGACGGUGACACGUGCCUCUCUCUCAUCACCCCCGAGCUCCCGUGUACCGCAUUGGCAUCAGCGACGGCCACCGAAACGCAGGAGUCGACGCUGUGCCACGGAUCCAGAGAACGAAAAAGCCGCGCAAAACCGCGAGCGGUGUCCUUUACGCACCGGACAUUAAACUUGCUCUCUGGGAAGCGCGCAUCAGAGUUCGGCCAGAAAAAAAAAGAGAGAGGAGCGGGCGAACAGGAUGCAGGUGCCAGGCGUCAUCUACGUCUGAAAGUGACAUGAACCACGGAAUUAGCAAAAACACCAGGCGUGAUUUCAGUCAGAACUGGAGAUAACGAACACGCGUCACCACGAGAGUCCGUUCUCUUCUCGCUCCGUUGAUGCGCAGACAAAGAACUCCGGUCGCACUCUAAAUUCGAUAUAUCCAGAAAAACAUUUGCAGAGGUAUUUGAACACCAGUCUCAUUAAGGAGAGCAAUCAUGGCCACGGUAAUUAGAAGCAAGAUCUCUAACAAGCUGUCCAACGCGGCCACCACGGUCACCAAUAAGUCGCAGGCGAAGGUGAGCGGAAUGUUCGCCAAACUGGGCUUCCAGGCCGCCACCGAUGAGGAGGGUUUGGGCUUCGCCGCCUGCGAUGAUCUGGACUAUGACCACAGGCAGGGGCUUCAAAUGGACAUCCUUAAAACCGAGGAAAUGGGUGGAGAGGGCGGCGGAGAAACGGCGGGCGAGGGGGACAGCCAUUAUCAGAGGGAUGGAACGGGUCCGCCGCCCUCAGCGUCCAAAGACGGCGGAUUGUGCUCCGAAUUAGGCAGCCCGGACAAGCCAAAAAUUACUGCUUGGGAGGCAGGAUGGAACGUGACCAACGCGAUCCAGGGCAUGUUUGUUCUCGGGUUACCCUACGCCAUUCUCCACGGAGGAUAUCUCGGACUGUUCCUCAUUAUAUUCGCCGCGGUCGUGUGCUGCUACACGGGGAAAAUCCUCAUCGCUUGCCUCUACGAAGAAAACGAAGACGGCCAGUUGGUACGAGUGAGAGACUCGUAUGUGGAUAUUGCUAACGCAUGCUGCGCGCCGCGCUUCCCCGCACUGGGAGGCCACGUCGUCAAUGUAGCCCAAAUCAUCGAGCUGGUGAUGACCUGCAUUUUAUACGUCGUCGUGAGCGGAAACCUGAUGUACAACAGCUUCCCCAACCUCCCCGUGUCCCAGAGGUCUUGGGCCAUCAUCGCCACUGUUGCUCUUCUGCCUUGCGCCUUCCUCAAGAACCUCAAAGCUGUGUCCAAGUUCAGCUUGCUCUGCACCCUCGCGCACUUCAUCAUCAACAUCCUAGUGAUCGCCUAUUGUCUGUCCAGGGCGCGAGACUGGGCCUGGGACAAGGUGAAGUUCUACAUCGACGUCAAGAAGUUCCCCAUCUCCAUCGGCAUCAUCGUCUUCAGCUACACCUCCCAGAUCUUCCUGCCUUCGCUGGAGGGGAACAUGCAGAAGCCCAGCGAGUUCCACUGCAUGAUGAACUGGACUCACAUCGCCGCCUGCAUCCUCAAAGGCCUGUUCGCCCUGGUGGCUUAUUUGACGUGGGCCGACGAGACCAAGGAGGUGAUCACCGACAACCUACCAUCCAGCAUCAGAGCCGUCGUCAACCUCUUCUUGGUGUCCAAGGCGCUGCUUUCGUACCCACUGCCGUUCUUCGCCGCCGUGGAGGUCCUGGAAAAGACUUUCUUCCAAGACGGAGGGCGCGCGUUUUUCCCGGAUUGCUACGGGGGCGAUGGGCGUCUCAAAUCGUGGGGUCUCUCACUCCGCUGUGCACUAGUUGUGUUCACUAUGUUCAUGGCUAUUUAUGUGCCGCACUUCGCGCUCCUCAUGGGUCUGACGGGAAGCCUGACGGGCGCGGGGCUGUGCUUUCUCCUCCCCAGCUUAUUCCAUCUCAAGUUGUUGUGGAGAAAGCUCUUGUGGCAUCAGGUCUUCUUCGACGUCGCCAUAUUUGUGAUCGGGGGUAUAUGCAGUAUUUCCGGCUUCAUCCAUUCCGUCGAGGGCCUCAUCGAGGCGUACACAUACAACCUGGCCGAUUAGAUUAGUCUGGAAAAUGAUGAGCGGUGGUAUUUUGGUGAUAAGUGUUACGCAUCCCACAUAUUGAUAACCAAACCGAUACGUUUCCCCCAGAAAAGAUAAAUAAAUACAAAAGCAUUCAAGGCUCAUUUAAAUCUGAACUUGACACACAAUAAAUAAAUCAGCUCAAACACAAAUCUUUACUCAUCCAUAUGAGAAAUGCCUUGGACAGCAAACAGAUACCAUGCAGAGCAAACCUAUAUUUUUGUUGUUAAGCGAGAAAAUGGUUAACAAGUGAAUUUAUUUCAGCUUUGAUUUGUUGCCGACUCCACAGGAAUCGAGGAAGAAAUCAUUUCAUUGCAUCUGAGUGCAAGACAUUCAGCUGAGCAAAGCAAAGCAAUGCUGUGAGAGAGGAUCUGCAAUACACGCUUAAGAACAAAAACAUCACAGUAAUGACAGGGGACCAACGCCAUGGCAAUAAACACCGUAGAAUACGUUUAAAAUAAAUGAUGGGUUUUCCUUAAUUCGAUUUGAGGACACAUUUAAUUCUUGAUUAUUAUAGUUUGCAUUUACUGAACCAAAACGGAGUGGACAAGAUAGAAAAUAAUAAUAAUAAUAAUAAAGGCAGCAUACUGGACGGUGAAUAGAAGUAUUUAACUAUGCAUUUUGAUCGUAUGAUGUCCAUGCAGUAUUAGAGAUAUUCAGAAGAAAACGCUCUUUGCCAGAAAACAUAGCUACAAAGAGACUCGUGUUUUUACAAGACAUCGAAUAACGAACAAGAAAGAGAAAGAAAGGACGUGAAGAUAGUGUAAAGAAAAACGAAAAUCUGUCGGAAGAAAUCAUGGAAAAUAUAAAACUACCCACCAACUCAAAUAACUAAAUUUCGAUUUUGAGCAUUGCGUUGUUUAUCGGAUAUCAAAUGUCGUGAUUUAAAACUAUUAAUAAAGUUCAUGUUCCCCUCGGUGAGAUUUAUUCUAGCGUGGUUGGAUCGAAAUCAAGGGACUUGCAUAAGACAUUUUUUUUUCAUUUUGUGCAAUCCAAUGGGUGCUGUGGAAAUGUUAUAAAACCGUACGUGUUGUGUUAUUGUGGUUUAAAAGAUGGAAUGUAUAUCACAAAAUCAUUAUCAUAUAUCGUGAAAAUGAAUAUAUUGAAGAAUAAAGAAACGCGUGAAAUUAUA
Molecule: messenger RNA, 3230 nt
Organism: Cyprinus carpio (common carp)
Lineage: Eukaryota; Metazoa; Chordata; Actinopteri; Cypriniformes; Cyprinidae
Product: vesicular inhibitory amino acid transporter
Biological process (GO): amino acid transmembrane transport
Cellular component (GO): vacuolar membrane
Molecular function (GO): amino acid transmembrane transporter activity
Source: RefSeq, a predicted model, not a curated record